Molecule: messenger RNA, 969 nt
Organism: Adineta ricciae
Lineage: Eukaryota; Metazoa; Rotifera; Eurotatoria; Adinetida; Adinetidae
Source: the annotation of a GenBank genome assembly
AUGAAUGACAAUGAGAUCGAUGCAGUUUUAGCUGAAGUGAGAGAACGAACGAAAGUACUUAGUGAACCGAUUCGUACAUUGAUAAACGAAACAUUGCGAAGUAGCGUUGCUAUAUUCAAAGCUAAAGAUAUUGUUCCCUUUCGAAAUCAUGGAUCGGUUAUAUUUAUUGGCGAUGCUCAGCGCGCGAGGAGCCCAUUUGCUGGCAAUGGAGCGAAUAUGGCUAUUAUGGAUGGAUUGUCUGUCAGUUUGGUCCGACUUCUUGAUCAAGCUCUUCGUGCUUGCAUUCAUCUGAAUGAUUUUCAACGGGGAAAAGCUAUUCACCAAGAAUUGCCUCCAAAUUUCCUUAACAAUGAAUACAUUCGCACAACUCUCAUUCGUUUAUAUAUGAAAUGUAAUGACGUUGAUAAAGCACGAGAACUUUUUUCUACAAGUUCAAAAAAAUCAAUUUUAAUGUACAAUACAAUGAUCGAAGGUUUUGGAAAGAAUAAUCGAGAAAAAGAAGCUUUAAAACUAUUUGAAAAGAUGUCUGUUGCACCAAAUGUCUUUACUUAUACUCUUUUGUUUCAACUUUGUACUCAAUCAUCUGAUCAUAAUGUAUUGCAAUUUUGUAAAACAAUUUGGAAGAAAAUGUCAAUUGAUAAUCAAAAGAAUCCCUAUGUUUCAUUUGCAUUCUUGAAUUUAAUCAUUAAACAUGAACAAAUCUCCAAUUGGGAAAAGUUUUUUUCUCAAAUGGAAAAGAAUAAUAUCAUUUAUACAGUAAUGAUGAAAGGAUAUCUUUCAAAUGGAAUGGCGCAAAAAGCAAUUGAUCUCUUCUUUCAUCUUGAUAAGCCUGAUGAAAUAGUGACGGGAAUAUUUUUCAAUGCAUGUGCUCAACUAAACGACAAAACGACGUUGGAUUUAGCAGAAAAGGUCUUUUCUCGACUUCGUUCUCCAUCUGAUCGUCUUCUUCAAUCAAUUUUCACAAUAUAA